Molecule: messenger RNA, 2142 nt
Organism: Camelina sativa (false flax)
Lineage: Eukaryota; Viridiplantae; Streptophyta; Magnoliopsida; Brassicales; Brassicaceae
Source: RefSeq, a predicted model, not a curated record
AUGGAAGUGGGAGAGAAGAAAUUACCAAAAGCAUACAUCGAUCAUAACCAAAGCGGCACCAAGAUGGACAAAAAAGAAAUAUCUCUAGUUCCUCCACCUCCUGGAUGUCGACAAUGUCAUGAUCGAUACUACAAAAAGAUGGAGAAACAAGAAGUACCUCCACCUCCUCCCUCUCCUCCACCUCUUGGAUUCAGACGAUAUCAUAACCAAACCAGCAAAAAGAUGGACAAGAAAUUAGUAUCUCUAGUUCCUGCACGUCCUCCCCCUCCUCCUCCUCCACCUCUUUUCUCCAAUCCAUUAAGAAGAAAAUUUUCAAAGCCUGCUCCUCCUCUUCUUGAAGAAAAUGCAAGAUGUCUUUUGUCUCAUCCAACUCACCCUCACACCCUCUCUCAAAGAUAUAGCAAAAGGAACAUCAAGUUUGAUUGUUUUUCAUGCGGUAUAAAACCAUCUCCCUUCAGUUACCACAACCAUUACUUCUGCAAGACGUGCGAUGUGAAUUUUCACAAUGGUUGUCACAAUUUCCCAAGGAAGUUAACCCAUCCAUAUCACCUCCAACACCCUCUGACUUUUACUUUCCGGAACUAUGAAACCGGAUUUAUAUCUGAUGGCAGUAUAGAUGAAUCCCUUUGCACUACAGUUUUAUCUUACUCCAACAAAUCUAAUCCUAAGAAGUUCGGAUCUAUCGGCUCUGAUCAGUGCACAUGGUGUGGAAAAGAUAUCCAAGGAAAUUGCUUUUAUCGUUGUUCUAUAUGCAACUUUUGUUUGGAUCUCUCUUGCUCACAAAAUGUUCCACUUCUUGUCCUUGCAAACCCAAAGAGUCAUCACCAUCAACUCGUCUUCUAUCCGCGACCACUCUUGACUCCGUGUGAUGCGUGUGGAGUGGUUAAUGUGUUUGAGCCAAGCUAUGCUUGUUUUCAAUGUAACUACAUGGUCCAUCAGAGCUGCAUCAACUUACCACGAGCCAUAAAGAUCACGCGUCAUCAACAUCGUCUUCUUCAUGCUCCUUACCUACAUUCUACAAUUUCACCAUGUCAGAUCUGCUACCAACCAGUUGACAUCAAGUACGGGCAAUAUGAUUGCACCCAAGAGAAUUGCUCUUAUGUAGUUCACUCCAAAUGUGCAACGCAUGAGAACGUAUGGGACGGGGAAGAACUCGAAUGGGAACCCGAAGAAUCUGACGAAAUUGAAGAUAUCAUGCCAUUUAUAAAGAUUGGUAGUGACACGAUAAAGCAUUUCUCUCAUGCCCAUCUCCUAAAGAUCGAAAAGUAUGAUGGUUUUCGAGAUGCAGAGAAGCAAUGUCAAGCAUGCAUCCUUCCUAUCAACUCUCGUGAUUUCUACAAUUGCACGCCAUGUGAUUUUUUUCUCCACGAGGUAUGUGCUGGUCUUCUUCGGAAACUUAGUCAUGCCUUACACAAACACCCUCUUAUCCUAGACACCUCUCCUCAAUACUGUCGAAAUUUUUUCAUUGAUUGUUCAGCUUGUUCUAGAAAGACCUCCGGCUUCAGGUACAUAUGUGCCAAUAAUAAUUGUGAGUCAGAGAAAUUUCUGAUAGAUGUUCGUUGUGUUUUAGUUCCUGACUAUUUCACCCAUGAAAUUCACGAACAUCCUCUAUUCAUCUGCACAUCCUCCAAAGGUGAAAACAAGAUUCGUUGCAAGGGUUGCAAGGAGAUAUGUCGGGGGUCUUACCUACAGUGUACUACAUGCAAAUUCUCUAUGUGUUAUCCAUGUGCUACCAUUCCAACCGAAGUAUGCUACAAAUACGACAAGCAUCCUCUUUCUCUUUGUUAUGGAGAAGAAGCACAUGAUAAGUAUUGGUGUGAAAUAUGUGAGAAAGAGCUUAAUCCAACUGAUUGGUUCUACAUGUGCAACAAAUGUUGUAUCACUAUCCACCUUGAUUGCAUCUUCGGAUCUUCUGCUUAUAUGAAGCCUGGUUACAAGUUUUCUUUUGGGUUUACCAUAUUUCUUUUUGGGUUUAGCAAAGUGGAAGUUCUUCGCAACAGUAGCAGCACUCGGCCAUUUUGCACUAAAUGUGGUAAUCGUUGUUCUGGUUACAUCUACUACAAAAAAUAUAACGCCGACCCUGUAAAGAUUACUUGUUCUUUGAAUUGUUUAACGAAAGAUAAUGAUGGUGCUAAGACAUGA